Molecule: messenger RNA, 883 nt
Organism: Diorhabda carinulata
Lineage: Eukaryota; Metazoa; Arthropoda; Insecta; Coleoptera; Chrysomelidae
Product: protein takeout-like
Exons: 5
Coding region: 77-820 (247 amino acids)
Source: RefSeq, a predicted model, not a curated record
AUGAGGAUAUAUAAAGGAUAUUGGUAGAAAUAAUUUUCAGUGUUCCAAGAUCUCGUUAACCGUAACCUGUUUCAAAAUGUGGACAGCCUUGAUCGUGUUUUUUGUCUUUGGAUUGACCAGUGGAAUUGUUUCAGCUUCGGAACCUAAAAAUUUACCGUCGUAUUUAACUACUUGCAAGAAAGAUGCUCCCGAUUUUGACGCAUGCUGUUUAUCAUCGGCACGAGCAGGUUUACCAAAUCUAGUAAAUGGAGAUAAGAAAUAUAAUAUUCCAAAUUUCAAACCAUUGAAAGUUGAUAAAGUAGAAGUCAAUUCUGGAACGUUGAAACUCUUAAUCGAGGACAUGGAUCUAUGGGGAUUGGACCAGGCUGAUAUAAAACACCUUAAGAUCGACUUGAAAAACAAUAAAGUGAAAAUCGACUUCCACUGUCCUCAAAUUAAAAUCUUGGGAAAAUAUCAAAUGGAUGGAAAAAUAAACUUACUUGCUUUGAAAGGAAGCGGUGAUGUCAACAUAACUCUAGAACAACCUGAUAUAAGUUUCUCUAUUAACUUUAAAGUAGUGAAAAGAGGAGAUUAUGAUUACAUGCAAGUGCAAGAUGACAAUGAAGUGAACUUUAGUAUGCAAAAGUUACACAUUCACUUCGAUAAUUUAUUCAACGGAAACGAACAGCUCGCUAAAACGACAAACGAAUUUCUAAAUAAGGAGUGGAAAUCUGUUGUGGAAGACUUGAGUCCAACUGUUAAAACUACAAUCAAUACAAUUACAGUAUCUAUUAUCAACGGUUUCGCCACAAAAAUUCCUUAUCAAUUUUUGUUUCCUUGAUUGUUGUAUGAAUGUUGAAAUUGUUUAUUUUUAGUUUAAAUAAAAGCUAUAAGUUAAGUUUUC